Peniophora sp. CBMAI 1063 is the source of this 1719-nucleotide messenger RNA. NCBI's taxonomy places the organism in Eukaryota, Fungi, Basidiomycota, Agaricomycetes, Russulales, Peniophoraceae. The record is from the annotation of a GenBank genome assembly.
AUGGCGAUGGACAGGGCCGCCACACUAACCUCCUUGGACUCUGAGCUCGCCAUUCUAGAGCAAGGUCUCACUACGGCAAGGAGACGCCGUAAUCUAAAGACGGCCGUUCAGCAACUUCCUGCCGAGGUAUUGACCAUGAUAUUCGCCGAGGCUCAGGUCGCAUGGCUCCCACGUCGACAGUACGUUAGCGUGUCAGACGCGGCCCCCAAAGUACAAUAUGACUUCGGAUGGAUGUAUCUCUUGCACGUCUGCAGCUUGUGGACCGAGGUCAUCCGGAACACGCCAUCUCUUUGGUGCGAGGUGCACUGCGUUGGUUUACACCCUCGCUUUAUGCUACGCGUUUUGUCACUAUCAAACGGGCUCGAUCUAUCCCUUACCAUCGACGCCAGGCCUCCUAUCACCGAAAACAACGUUAUUCAACUCAUCGAUACCUGGCUCUGUGGACCGGUACUUCAUCGCACCAGACGGUUGAAUCUUUUGCACUUCAGCCAGGAGUUACUGGACACAUGUCUCCCAUACUUGGACUUCCCUCUGCCUGCUCUGACCGACUUCACCCUUGAUUCCUUGGAUGAGGCCGAAACCGAAUGGCCAGAUUUCUUACCCACUGAACUGUUCGCUGGACGCUGUCCCCGCCUAUCCUCAAUUCACGUCAUGAAUAGGAUUCUCCCUUGGAACUCCCCUCUACUUUCUCACAGGAUGAGGCACCUCAAGGUCGGCUUCGGCGAUGUGUCUGAACUGCAGAACGCCAUGCCGACGAUGUUCCAGUUCUUGGAUCUUUUAGAAUCCAUGCCAGUCUUGGAGUCAUUAUCCCUGGCAAGGAUUGUACCGAUAUCCAUGCUAUCUAUGGACGAUGCUCGACAGGUUAUACUUCCUGGGACGUUCAAGCGACUAGUCGUAUCCAUUCACGUCUAUGUUCCGCACUCCCUCGACCUUUUCAGGCAUCUCGGCAUCGCAGCCGAUGUAACAGUGGCAGUAGAAGUCCCCGAUGCGGAUCUUCUCACGAGAGAUGACUCAAUCAGCCUCUCCGCAGAUAUAGAGCAUAUAUUCCUCCCGCCUGGCAAUCUUGAUAGUGGUGCCUAUCACGAAUUGAACUUGAAUGGCACGCUUCUGAGUCUGUGUUAUCAUCCAAGAGACAUCCGCUCUAUGUGGACUAGGGGACUUCAUCCUCCUUACCCUUCAACCACGUUUCAAACGCAUACCUUCUCUCGCGGAAGACACGUCUAUCUCGAGCACGACGAGUCCGACGAUGGCGCAAUCAUGCUGGUGCAUUUAUCACACCUUCCCCUGCAAGCUGUGCGGUGCUGCACCUUCAACGCCAGAUUCAUGCGCCUUCAACUGCACGCCGUAGAAUGGCACGUCCAUUUCAGCGUAGCAUCCGAAACGCGGCGGAUCUCGCUGGCGUACAGCGAUGGCCGACGAUUGUUCGAGGCUUUGGCGGAUGCGCGGGAAGGACACGGAGGGGAGCAUCCUGGUGGACUUAUCCUAUUCCCCAAGCUCGAAGUGAUCGUCCUGCACGCAAGCCUUCCGAUGGGCGAGACGGAGGCAGCUGUCAUAGAAGGAGCGGAUCUCGCUCCGCUGGACAUUGUGCUCUUCGAGCUGGUCCGAGUACGAAGGAGUUGGCAGAUGCAGUUGAAGGAGAUAUUGGUCUCGCAGGCUUUAGCCUCGCGUACGGAUUUAUGGCAGCGAUUGGAAUCUAUGGUCACGGUGAACUUCUUCUGA